This is a messenger RNA of Suillus discolor, 1798 nucleotides long. RefSeq lists its product as uncharacterized. NCBI's taxonomy places the organism in Eukaryota, Fungi, Basidiomycota, Agaricomycetes, Boletales, Suillaceae. The transcript is spliced from 5 exons. The record is from RefSeq and is a predicted model, not a curated record. The coding region runs from base 424 to 1479 and encodes 351 amino acids.
GAUCAACUUAUGGGGCGCGUCGGAGGUGGUGACCAAAUGAGACUUUGACAAUAGAGGCUGUUAUCGAUGCUGUGCUAUGAGGUUCUGACUCGGAGCUCAGCCGGGAGGAACCGUCGUAUCUCCCUUUGAUCUCCCUGGACUUCCAAUUCCGUGGACCGUUCAAACUUUAAACAUGUGUCUCAUGGCUCGUUUCCUGAAGAGGAAAUGCUCGGUCAAUUGAAAGUUUCCGGUUGUGUCGCAAUUGUAGUAGGAUUCUAUGCGGAUUGAUCCACCUGCAACGGUGACGUUAUGGUGUUAUUUAACGAGGUGCUCACUGCGGCUCACACCAUCGUUGCGACUCGCUCCCACUCUCCCCAGAUAUCUCCUUACUCCUCCGGAAGCCUGAGGAUCCUUCAGGUUAUUCUGUUCGCCAUCUGAUCUAUCAUGUCACUCAACUCUAGUUGGACACCGGACGAAUCGUCUGAAACCCUUCUCGCAGAGAAAGGCUGGUUGCAAGGGACAGUGGCCAGCUCCAUUGCAUAUGGCAUUGGUGUUACACUGUUCUUUAUGUGCUUCCACCUCCUGAUCCGGCAAAUGACCCGCACGAACUACAAAAAGAGCCUGCCUCUACUCAUAUACAUCACCAUAGAUUUUAUCCUCGGCACCUUAUUUAUGGCAUCGCUGGCUGAUUUCACACAAUUCGCAUUCAUUCAAUAUCGCGAUUAUCCAGGCGGUCCAAACGCAUUUGAGAAUGCCAUGUUCGGCAUUCCUGUGGACAAUGUGGGAAACGUCUGUGGUUUUCUGAUGAUGGCUCUUUCAGAUGGAUUGGUCGUUUGGCGCUGCAUAGUAAUUUACAAAGGGUGUAUGGUACCAGUGUGGAUCAUCAUGUUGUUCCCUUGUCUGAUGUUCGCUGCAUCCAUCGUUAUGGGUAUAAUGUGGCUGCUUCAAUUAACCAGCAAUUCCCCAUUUUUCACCUCGACUAACAUCAACUACACCGCUCCAUAUCUCAGCCUCUCACUCGCACUGAACAUCAUCAUCACGAUCGUUAUCGUACUUCGUCUACUCACAUAUCGUCAUCGAAUUACCAAAGCUCUUGGCUCUAGGUUCGGUGCUCAGUACACGUCGAUUGCUGCGAUGAUAGUCGAAUCUGCCGCUCUUUAUUCCACAUUUUCGCUGGCACUUCUAGUACUCUUCCUUCUGAAAAAUCCCAUCUCUGCAUCAUUUAUUGAAUUGCUACCUCAGAUUCAGAUGCUUGCAAUGUUGCUCAUAGUUUUCCGGGUCGCGCAAGGAAAGGGUUGGUCUCAGGACACCAUGUCCAGGGUCAUGGCCUCGAAGCCAUCAGUGCAAGCAAUCCGUAUGGGUGAUUUCGGGUACAGUUUGCGGGAUGGCUCCAAAACGUUCACUGGUUCCUCUGGCAUUGAAGCGCAUGCAGUCUACAAGGGUAAUGACCACGAUUCAGCGGAAGCAAUUGUUGAGGAAGGUCGCUUGGAUACCUACUGAGAUAACAAUUGUAGAAUACUACGGGUCAGAGUACAUGUAAAACCAAAUAUUUAUUUAGUAUACUUUGACGAUGGACCGGCCUCAGGAUUAUUUGUACUACACAAUUAUUUUGAAAAUAACGAAACCUUGCAUUAAAUAGUGUAGUUGUUCAAUGGAAGCACAUGAAUAUUGACCGGCGUAUAUAGAAGAUAACGUAUCAGUGUCCGAAUCAUCAUGCAGUUGAUGCGCUCAAACUAUCCGCAUGCAUGUAAGUCAUUAGUAAUUGAUGGACUGCCUCACCGGAGGUCCUCAUUACGCUAACCUUUGCCUUCCAUAACUC